Molecule: messenger RNA, 1256 nt
Organism: Condylostylus longicornis
Lineage: Eukaryota; Metazoa; Arthropoda; Insecta; Diptera; Dolichopodidae
Gene: tilB
Product: protein tilB
Exons: 5
Coding region: 1-1215 (404 amino acids)
Biological process (GO): outer dynein arm assembly
Cellular component (GO): cytoplasm
Molecular function (GO): protein binding
Source: RefSeq, a predicted model, not a curated record
AUGGUUUUGAUCACUGAACAACUAAUUCGAAAAAAAUCCGAACAUAAUGAAUUAAUUAUUAGUACAUUAGAAGAAUUGUCCUUACAUCAAGAGGAUAUUGAAAAAAUUGAACAUUUACAUAAUUGGUGCCGUGAUUUAAAAAUCCUUCUUCUGCAAUCAAAUCUAAUUAGUAAAAUUGAAAAUUUAUAUAAAUUAAAGAAAUUAGAAUAUUUAAAUUUAGCAAUGAAUAAUAUUGAAUUAAUUGAAAAUCUUGAACAAUUAGAAUCACUUAAUAAACUUGAUUUAACAUUAAAUUUUAUUGGUGAUUUACGAACUAGUAUAGAGAAUUUAAAAAAUAAUUAUAAUCUUCGUAUAUUAAUUUUAACUGGUAAUCCAUGUACUGAUUAUCCAAAUUAUCGUGAUUAUGUAAUUGGAAAAUUAAAACAACUUGAAAAUUUAGAUAAUAUUGAAAUAAAACCAUCUGAUAAAAUUCAAGCUUAUAAAAAUUUAGAUAAAAUUCGUUCAGAUAUUGUACAAGCUGAAUUUGAAUAUAGUAUUGAAAGAGAUGAACAAAAAAUUCGUGUACGUUUACAAAAAGAAGAAUUGGAUAGAAAAAUGCAAGAAAUUGAUAAUGAACAAGAACGUGUAAAAUUAUUUUGGAAUACGAAAAGUGAAAAUUGUCCGGAAACACGCUGUGACAUUUCAAAACAACAUCGUAAAGGAAAGAAUUUAGAUGGGAACUCAGAGAAAAAAGUAAAAAAAUGUCCAAAAUUAUUUGCACCCUGCGGUAGACCAUACAAUUUAAAUCAACCAAAAUUAGAUUUUAAACUUUUAGAUGAAAUAGAUCGUUAUGAAUUGGAGCUGUCUGUGUAUAAGUUUAUGGAUACUUCUUUAUUAAAAUGUGAUGUUCAACCGAAUUAUGUUCGAGUAGAUGUUAAAGAUAAAAUAUUUCAAUUACAUUUACAAAAUGAAGUAAAAUGUAGUGAAUCUUCGUCGAAACGUAAUCAAAUAACUGGACAAUUGUUAAUUGUUAUGCCUAAAUUGAACUAUAAAGCUACCGAUAUUAUUAAAACGCAAUCUGAAAAUCGUGAACAUCAGAAACAAAGUAGCUCAAACAAUCCAAAAGACAAUUUGAAAGGCACAGUUAAUUACAAAAAUAUCGUUAAGCCGAAUGAAAAACAAUUAGAGUCACAGACCAAUUCUGUAGAUCUAAAAGAAAUUCCAGCUUUAAUUUAAAAAAAAAAAAAAUAUAUAAAAUGAAAAUUGAAGAAACAUAA